Messenger RNA from Staurois parvus, 340 nucleotides. The record is from the annotation of a GenBank genome assembly. NCBI's taxonomy places the organism in Eukaryota, Metazoa, Chordata, Amphibia, Anura, Ranidae.
UCAUGCUGCUGCCAGGUCCACAGUGUCUCAUGGGUCCCUGUACCGCCUCCCAUUGCUGCUGUCUCCAUCGCCACACUCUGCCAUGUGCCACUUUCAGGUCUCCUCACACUGCUGGUGGGUUCCAUUUUGUCAUAGGGUGCUGGCAGAUUACGGGCCUCCCAUUGCUGCUGCCAGGCCCGUAAUCUGCCAUGGGCCCUUGUACCGCCUCCCUCAUGCUGCUGCCAGGUCCACAGUGUCUCAUGGGUCCCUGUACGGCCUCCCAUUGCUGCUGUCUCCAUCGCCACACUGUGCCAUGUGCCACUUUCAGGUCUCCUCACACUGCUGGUGGGUUCCAUUUUGU